Messenger RNA from Helianthus annuus (common sunflower), 2504 nucleotides. RefSeq names its product ABC transporter B family member 15-like. Gene Ontology annotation, biological process: transmembrane transport. NCBI's taxonomy places the organism in Eukaryota, Viridiplantae, Streptophyta, Magnoliopsida, Asterales, Asteraceae. Gene Ontology annotation, cellular component: membrane. Gene Ontology annotation, molecular function: ABC-type transporter activity; ATP hydrolysis activity; ATP binding. The transcript has 2 exons. The coding region runs from base 67 to 2331 and encodes 754 amino acids. The record is from RefSeq and is a predicted model, not a curated record.
GAUUCACCUUCUGAAAAGCUAUAUUAUAUUUCUUGUAAAUAACAGGUUGGUGAAAGAGGAGUUCAAAUGUCUGGUGGGCAAAAACAAAGAAUCGCAAUUGCUCGUGCAAUAAUCAAGUCACCUCGUAUCCUUCUUUUGGACGAGGCCACAAGUGCACUAGACACCGAAUCAGAACGAGUGGUUCAAGAGGCACUUGAUCAAGCAGCCGUUGGUCGAACCACCAUCGUCAUAGCACACCGUCUCUCAACCAUUCGAAACGCAGACAUCAUAGUGGUAGUUCAGGAUGGUCAAGUGGUCGAGUCUGGCUCCCAUGAUUACCUCAUUCAACACGAUAAUGGCCUCUACACAUCACUUGUUCGCCUCCAGGAAACCAAAGGAAAAGAUGAACCACAUAAUCCUAAUUAUCUGCUUGGGCCAUCAUCAGUCACUUCAACAUAUGAUGUCCAAAACACAAGUAGCCGUCGGCAACCAAUAGUUAGCCGGUCAAGCUCCUCAAGCUCAGUAAACCACGGUGGAGGCGAGAAUAUUACCUUAAAUGUCAACCAAGACUUUCCUGUUCCAUCUUUUAAGAGGCUUUUAGCAUUGAAUCUUCCUGAAUGGAAGCAAGCACUGUUAGGGAGCGUGGGUGCAAUUCUAUUCGGUGCAGUCCAGCCACUUUACGCGUUUGCAAUGGGUUCGGUGAUAUCAGUGUAUUUCUUGCCGGAUCAUGAUGAAAUCAAGCGUAGAACGAUGAUUUAUGCAUUGUGUUUCGUUGGUUUGGCUGUUUUCUCAAUGGUAAUCAACAUCAUUCAGCAUUACAAUUUUGCAGCCAUGGGUGAGUGCUUAACAAAGAGGGUCCGAGAAAGAAUGUUGUCAAAGAUACUCACCUUCGAAAUCGGAUGGUUUGAUCAGGAUGAAAAUUCAAGUGGAGCCAUUUGUUCUAGGCUUGCUAAAGAUGCCAAUGUGGUGCGAUCAUUGGUGGGUGAUCGAAUGGCACUUCUAAUUCAAACAAUCUCUGCAGUGACGAUUGCGUGUACAAUGGGGUUGGUAAUUGCAUGGAGAUUGGCAUUGGUUAUGAUAGCGGUCCAGCCUUUGAUAAUUGUGUGCUUCUACUGCAAACGAGUUUUGUUAAAGAACAUGUCACAAAAAGCCAUGAAAUCACAAGAGGAAAGCAGCAAACUUGCAGCUGAAGCAGUCUCGAAUCUACGUACAGUCACAGCCUUUUCGUCUCAAGCACGAAUACUCAAAAUGCUCCAAGAGACCCAAAAAGCACCGAUGCGUGAAAGCAUCAAGCAAGCGUGGUAUGCUGGAUUCGGGCUCGGAUUUUCUCAAAGUCUUAUGGCUUGCACAUGGGCUCUAGACUUCUGGUAUGGUGGGAAAUUGAUUAGUGAUGGUCAUCUUGGGUCGAAAGCGCUUUUUCAGACUUUUAUGAUCUUAGUGAGCACUGGAAGGGUCAUUGCGGAUGCUGGGACCAUGACAAAUGAUCUAGCCAAAGGGUCUGAUGCGGUGCAGUCUGUGUUUGCGGUGUUGGACCGUUACACCUUGAUUGAACCCGAGGACCCUGAUGGUAAGAAGCCCGAUAUCAUUACAGGUCAUAUAGAGAUACGCGAUGUGGACUUUGCAUACCCUGCUCGCCCUGACAUCAUGAUCUUUAAAGGGUUCUCCAUUAAUAUUGAAGCUGGGAAAUCUACAGCAUUGGUCGGACAAAGUGGAUCUGGAAAAUCAACCAUAAUUGGGUUGAUCGAGCGUUUUUAUGAUCCAAUAAAAGGCGUUAUCAAAAUCGAUGGAAGAGACAUAAAGUCGUACCAUUUAAGAACUCUAAGGAAAUACAUUGCACUCGUCAGCCAAGAGCCUGCACUAUUCGCGGGUACGAUACGUGAAAACAUCCUAUACGGGGCUUCUGAGGAAGUUGGUGAAUCCGAGAUGAUCGAGGCCGCAAAAGCAGCCAAUGCACAUGACUUCAUAGCGGUUUUGAAAGAUGGCUACGAUACACAGUGCGGUGAUCGAGGGGUUCAGCUCUCUGGAGGACAAAAACAACGUAUUGCCAUAGCACGUGCCAUACUGAAAAACCCAGUGAUUUUGUUGCUUGAUGAAGCCACUAGUGCACUAGAUAGUCAAUCAGAAAAAGUCGUGCAAGAAGCGCUUGAGCGAAUGAUGAUUGGGCGGACGAGUGUGGUGGUUGCACACCGAUUGAGUACCAUACAAAGUUGUGACACAAUUGCGGUUUUGGAGAAGGGGAAGGUGGUCGAGAAAGGGAACCAUGGCUCGUUGCUAGCGAAAGGACCGGCUGGCGCUUACUACUCCUUGGUUAGCCUUCAAAAGACUCCUGCUUCUAACCAUACCAUUGACUAAAGUUGGGUGGGUCGGUUUGGUUUUUUGUGAACCUUAAGGAUGGUAUAUACUAAGAUAUGUUUGUUAGGCAUGUCAUUUCUUAACACAGAAAUGAUCUUGAAAUAGUUGAUAUAUUUGUAACCAGUAAAUAUUUUGCUUUUAAUCCAAUAAUCUAGAUUCACAUUAAUGUUCAA